AUGCCAACUGGCAUUGCGACAAUUGCCGGUACAGAAACACAAACUGCAAAGUCUACCUGCGUCAGCCCUUCUACACUCUGGAGCUGUGAUCUUCCGCCGGCCCAAGAGUCUGGAAACACACCUUAUGCGGCAGACAACCCCAGUUUCCGCGUCGAAAUCCGUUUUCGCAAUGGCACCUACUCCAAUAGUACGGAUACUGUCACCUCAACCACGACACGCAAGCUCCGAAGAGACAGCGGCCUGUAUACAUCCGAGCCGGCUGCCCCAAGCCUCGCAGACCAGGCCUUCAUCGGCAACACCACAGAUGGUAACUCAAUCCCCUACGCCGGCGAAGCCACACCAUUCUACAUGACACUUCUCUCCCCCAUUCACCUUACCAGGUCAAGCCUCUUCCGACGUUCAAGCACCACUACCUCAGCCAAUCUAUCCACAAUCAUCCCAGCACCUGACGAAGAUUCCGAUGGCGCCGCAGCCGCUGCUGUCCUCUACCCUCUCCCAGAAUCCCAACCCAUCCGCCUUUAUAAUCGCGGCCAAUCAGACGAGCACUAUGGCUUCUACACCUACUACGACAAAUCGAUCUUUCUUGCCUCCCAGGCCUCUUUGAAUGGACGUCUCACCGACAGCGAAACGAUUGACCAGAGCGGUGGUGUCAGCAGAUCCGCCGCAAAAGCCAGAUGCACCUGGUCUCAAACACGCUUCCUCGUUCAAAUCUGGACGCAGCCGGGUAAGAUGGGCUAUGACCUCCUCUCCCCAUCGAACGGGACAAGUACCUCAUCUUCUGCCACGCCGACAUCCACUUCUUCCACAGCGACAUCUUCAUCUUCAGCGACCAAUUAUACCAGACCGGGCUCAUUCCCGUAUCCUGUGACUAUUACGAUAGACCGACACGGUGGUGAUACCGAUAAGAAACUGGUCUAUUGCUACGCGAUCGAAGAGAACGGGCAUUACAAUGUCUCGGACUCUAAGUUGCAGGCUGAAUAUCGGGGCGUUGGCGGAACUUGGAUUAAUCCAGCGAAUGGGAAUGAUGUUAGUGGUGACUCUACGUAUGGGGGUAUCGAUGGGGGAACUGGGGGUUGUCAGUGUCAGUGGGUGAAUUGGAUAUCUACCUCUUAG
This is a messenger RNA of Penicillium maclennaniae, 1113 nucleotides long. RefSeq lists its product as uncharacterized. The coding region runs from base 1 to 1113 and encodes 370 amino acids. The record is from RefSeq and is a predicted model, not a curated record. The transcript has a single exon. Lineage: Eukaryota; Fungi; Ascomycota; Eurotiomycetes; Eurotiales; Aspergillaceae.